AUGGCCAUCAAACUCCACGGUUCCACGCUCUCCACCUGCACCCAGCGCGUCCUUCAAGUUCUUACUGAACUCGAUGUCCCCUACGAAUUCUCGGACGUGAACAUGGCGUUAGGGGAGCACAAGAACCCCGACUUCAUCGCCAACUUUCAACCCUUUGGCAAGGUCCCCGCCUUAGAGGAUGAUGGGCUGAAGCUCUUCGAAUCGAGAGCCAUCUGCAAAUACCUCAUUACCAAGUACGGCAAAGGCCACCAGCUCGAUAGCUCUCAGAUCGCGUCCAUCGCCGAUAUCGGCAUCUACGAGCAGGCUGCCAGCGUCGAAUACUCUUAUUUCGAGCCUGCCAUUUCGGGCUUGGGGUACGAGAACAUCUUCAAAAAGUUCAUGGGUCGCGGCGACGCAGAUCCCGCCGCCGUGCUGCAACUGCGUGCCUCGUUGGCGCAGGUUUUGGACUACUAUGAGAAGGUCUUAGCCACACGGCAGUAUCUCGCAGGAAACGAAUUCUCGCUGGUUGAUCUGUAUCACCUCCCGUGGAUGCCAUUCUUUGCGAAACUGGGCCUUGAGAGCGAGCUUACCUCUCGACCCAACUUUGAGGCGUGGUGGAAGAGGGCAUCAAGCCGUCCUUCGUGGCAAAAGAUCAGCCAGUAA
Messenger RNA from Parascedosporium putredinis, 642 nucleotides. NCBI's taxonomy places the organism in Eukaryota, Fungi, Ascomycota, Sordariomycetes, Microascales, Microascaceae. The record is from the annotation of a GenBank genome assembly.